Pseudovirgaria hyperparasitica is the source of this 2793-nucleotide messenger RNA. Its product is annotated as putative DEAD/DEAH box helicase. NCBI's taxonomy places the organism in Eukaryota, Fungi, Ascomycota, Dothideomycetes, Acrospermales, Acrospermaceae. Bases 61 to 2460 code for a protein of 799 amino acids. Gene Ontology annotation, cellular component: catalytic step 2 spliceosome. Gene Ontology annotation, biological process: mRNA splicing, via spliceosome. The record is from RefSeq and is a predicted model, not a curated record. Gene Ontology annotation, molecular function: RNA binding; RNA helicase activity; ATP binding. The transcript is spliced from 3 exons.
GCAACCUUUCAUCUCAACUUCAUAUCCUCGCGACAGAUGACUGUAUCAUAGGAACUAACCAUGGCAGUAAAAGCAUCCCUUCCUCUCCCACCACCUCCUCCUCCAUCAUCUGGCUCUCUCGCACCACCACCACCCCCUCUAGAUUCAUCAGCACCGCCGCCUCCACCAGAGGACAUUCCACCACCUCCGCCACCAAGCGAUGAACCGCUCGGGCCUGCUUUAGGUGUUCGCGGCAGUGUCGGUAGUGUGACUGGAUCAAUUCCAAGCAGGAAAGUAGCUAAGCAGCCACCCAGUAUCGAGGAUUUUCUGAAGAAGAAGAGGGAAGCGGACGCGCUAGCUGCAAAGCCAAGGUUUAUACCCCGAGCUCAACGUGAAAAAUACGCGAAGGCCGAAGAACAGCGUCAAGCUGAAGAGCGAGCGCGAAGGGAAGAGGCAACGCGUUUGGAAAGAGCCAAGUUCAUGGCAGAGGCUGGUAUGAGUGAAACAGCGAGCAGUACACGUGGGACCAAUGGAAGCGCGCGACCUGCCAUACCUACCGGACCAAGAUCACAAAGACAAGAGGCUCCUAGAGGACCUAGCGCGAUGCGCAACAGGCCUGGAGAAAAGACAAACAUGCCACCGCCUGGCAAGCAGAGUGCUACUGUCGCGGCACCCACGGAUAACAAGAAACGAGCAAUAAACCCCGAAGAAGCGGAGAAGGAGUUGAUCAGACAGCGAUACAUGGGUGUGGACAACAAUGUUUCGACUUUCUCGGCGAAAAAGAAGCGAAAGCGGACCACAGAGAAGAAAUUCAACUUUGAGUGGAACCCAGAAGAAGAUACCAGCCAGGAUUACAACCCUCUGUACCAAGACCGGACGGUGGCAUCUUUCUACGGACGAGGUCGAUUAGGUGGUUAUGCAGAUAACGAGGCCGGUGCUCGUGCGUACACAGAUGCUAUCAAAAAGCUCAGCAAGAGCGAUGAGACAGCACGAAUAAAUGCAAUCAUGGACAUGGAAAGACGUCAAAGGGAUGCAGGUGGACGCGGUGUAUUGGAGAAGCACUGGAGUGAUAAGGAGUUGUCUCAGAUGCGCGAACGUGACUGGCGCAUCUUCAAGGAAGACUUCAGCAUCAGCACCAAAGGCGGAACAUUACCAAAUCCGAUGCGGUCAUGGGACGAGUCCGAUCUGCCCGAAGAUGUCCUCGCUAUCAUCAGACGGGUCGGUUAUACCGAUCCUUCGCCAGUACAAAGGGCUUCUAUCCCUAUUGCUCUGCUCAACCGCGACCUGAUCGGAGUUGCUGUCACUGGUUCCGGUAAAACUGCUGCCUUCCUGCUACCUUUACUAGUCUAUAUCAAAGAUCUGCCUACCUUCAACGACUUCAACCGCAAUGACGGGCCGUACGCAGUCAUUCUCGCUCCAACUCGUGAGUUGGCGCAACAGAUCGAAUCAGAAGCAACAAAAUUUGCGUCGCCACUCGGCUUCAAGGCUGUCAGUAUCGUUGGUGGUCACUCUAUUGAAGAGCAAGCAUACAACAUGCGCGAAGGAGCACAUAUUCUCAUUGCUACGCCUGGUCGUCUCCUAGACUGCAUCGAGCGUCGUGUCCUAGUCCUCAGCCAAUGUUGCUACGUUAUUAUGGAUGAGGCUGAUCGCAUGGUCGACCAAGGUUUCGAAGAGCCGCUGAACAAGAUCCUUAACGCUCUCCCAGUCUCCAACGAGAAGCCCGACAACGAUGAUGCUGAGAAUCCGGUGGUAAUGAGCCGUCGUCUAGGAGGCAAAGACCGCUACCGCCAGACAAUGAUGUUUACAGCCACUAUGCCAGCAGCUGUCGAGCGCAUCGCAAAGAAAUACCUGCGCCGCCCCGCCACAGUAACCAUUGGUAACGCCGGCGAAGCAGUCGACACAGUCGAGCAACGUGUCGAGAUGAUCUCAGGCGAAGAGAAGCGGAAGAAGCGCCUCGAGGAAAUCCUACGCUCGAACCAGUACGCGCCACCAAUCAUUGUCUUUGUCAACAUCAAGCGUAACUGUGACACGAUCGCGCGUGACAUCAAGCACUGGGGAUACUCGGCUGUCACACUGCAUGGUAACAAGACACAAGAACAGCGUGAGGCGUCUCUGUCUCAGCUGCGUAAUGGAACUGCAGACAUCCUCGUCGCAACCGAUCUUGCGGGUCGUGGUAUCGACGUGCCGGACGUUAGUCUGGUGGUUAACUUUAACAUGACUGGGAGCAUCGAGGCUUAUACACAUCGUAUUGGACGUACGGGUCGUGCAGGGAAGACGGGUACAGCGAUUACUUUCUUGGGACACGAGGAUGAGGACGUCAUGUACGAUCUCAAGUCCAUGCUGCAGAAGUCGGACAAGAGCCGCGUUCCGGAGGAGCUACGCAAGCAUCCUGCUGCGCAGCAGAAGAAGACACACGGCCAGAGAAAGGCCGAGAAGACGGAGGAGAAUGGUGGCGGACAGCAGCGUGGCAGCGGGUGGUGAGAGGUGAGAGGUGGAGUGUUCAUACUGACUAUCGUAUCGUCGCAAUCAGGAUAUUACUGCUGUGUGUAGCAAAGCGGACGGCUUUCUUGCAAGCAUCAUUUGGGUAUUCAUGGCACUUUUUAUCAUAUCAUGUAUCAACAACACUCGUCAUCGACGGAGAAACCCUGCUGUCGAGUACGACAGGCAAGAUAAUACAUGACUCAUUAUGAUCCUACCUGAAAAAACAUUUCAAUCUGCAUUCCAAGUAACGCGAGUCAAAGACUCUUUCUUCACUACUCUAAUCAAUAGUAUAGUCGGAAAGGAAGAUAGCAGGCUUAAUUAUAGUAAAUGCGC